AUGGCAGUUGAUAGUGAAGGCGGGGAAUAUGCUGGCAAGAUUACAGGGUUUGUAGUGUUAUCUUGCCUGAUUGCUGCAACUGGAGGAAUAAUCUUUGGUUAUGACCUUGGAAUUUCAGGUGGGUUGACCUCAAUGGAAUCAUUUCUCAAGGAAUUCUUCCCAGAAGUUUACAAAAAAAUGAAGGAAGAAACAAAGACAAGCAACUAUUGCAAAUUUGAUAGCCAACUGUUGACACUUUUCACUUCCUCUCUCUAUAUAGCUGGUCUUAUUGCCUCUUUCUUUUCUUCACCAGUCACUAGGGCAUUCGGCCGGAAAAUAUCAAUCUUGAUUGGUGGAACUGCAAUUCUUGCUGGUGCUGCCUUUGGUGGAGCGUCUUAUAAUAUUUAUAUGUUGUUACUCGGUCGCGUUUUGCUUGGUGUUGGCCUUGGUUUUACCAAUCAGGCAGUUCCAUUAUAUCUGUCAGAAAUGGCACUAUCCAAAUACAGGGGAUCUUUUAACACUGGUUUCCAAAUAUUUCUUAAAAUUGGUUUUAUAAUAGCCACGAUUAUUAACUAUUGCGCUGUUAAAAUCAAAGGAGGUUGGGGUUGGCGAAUUUCGUUAGCAAUGGCUGCAGCCCCGGCUGCGAUUCUGACUAUUGGGGCGUUUUUCCUCCCCGAGACACCAAAUAGCCUAAUUCAGCAAGUAAAUGAUCAUGAAAAGGCCAAGCGAAUGCUGCAAAGAAUCCGAGGUGUUGAUGAUGUCCAAGUAGAACUAAACGAUCUCAUACAAGCAAGUGGUGCUUCAAAACGCGUCAAACACCCAUUGAAGAAUCUCUUGCUAAGAAAAUAUAGGCCUCAGCUCUUCAUGUCAAUAGCAAUUCCCUUUUUCCAACAAGCAACAGGAAUCAAUGUGAUCGGGUUCUAUGCUCCAGUACUCUUUCGAACAAUUGGUUUAGCAGAAACUGCAUCGCUGUUGUCAGCAACACUGCUCUCAUUCGUGGGCUUAGGUUCGACUAUUGCAUCAUCUUUGAUAGUCGACAAACUUGGCAGACGAGCUUUGUUUAUCUUGGGCGGGAUUCUAAUGUUCGUUACACAAAUGUUCAUUGGAGCAAUAAUGGCAGCUGAAUUGGGGGAUCAUGGAGAAUUAAGCAAAGGGUUUGGCAUUUUGGUUUUGAUCUUAACUUGUGUAUACGUUGCUGCUUUUAGUUUGUCAUGGGGACCAUUGGGAUGGGUUGUUACAAGUGAAAUUUUUCCUCUGGAAAUAAGGUCAGCAGCACAAAGUAUUAAUGUAGCUACAAGUCUUCUUUUUACAUUCAUCAUUGCUCAAGGUUUUCUUGCUAUGCUUUGCCACAUGAAGUCUGGAAUUUUCUUCUUCUUUGGGGGAUGGGUGGCAUUAAUGACUGGAUUUGUCUACUUUUUCCUGCCAGAAACCAAGAAUAUUCCUAUUGAGAAAAUGGAGAAAAUAUGGGGGGAGCAUACUUUCUGGAAAAGAUUUGUUCCUAGUAAUCAAGAUUAUGAAAAGAGUAUGAUUGAAAAAGAAUGA
Messenger RNA from Fraxinus pennsylvanica, 1521 nucleotides. The record is from the annotation of a GenBank genome assembly. Lineage: Eukaryota; Viridiplantae; Streptophyta; Magnoliopsida; Lamiales; Oleaceae.